Eriocheir sinensis (Chinese mitten crab) is the source of this 2235-nucleotide messenger RNA. RefSeq lists its product as uncharacterized. Bases 153 to 1430 code for a protein of 425 amino acids. NCBI's taxonomy places the organism in Eukaryota, Metazoa, Arthropoda, Malacostraca, Decapoda, Varunidae. The transcript is spliced from 5 exons. The record is from RefSeq and is a predicted model, not a curated record.
CAUCCAGAAAACGACAUCUGAAAUGCGUCCAUGGGUUAAAGUUGCCCCCUGUGAUAUCAAAUUCAGAUAACAACAAAACAUGUGAUCUCUGUAACAAAACAUUUUCAUCUAAAUUUGCCAAGGAAAGACACACCAGUGAAGUCCAUGACUCAAUGAGAACAGAGUGCAGCAAACCUACAGCUGUUCAGUGCAAGGAAUGUGGAGUAAACUUUUCCAGGUUAAGCAUCUACAGGCAACAUCUCCAACAGUUUCAUAACAUUGAAACUACUACAGCCCAGUAUGAGUUUGCUUCAGAAGAAGAGUUUAUGGCAUGGAAAGAUGCACUGGAAAUGGAGGUUGGAGUAAAUUAUACGUCUCAUACGGGUAACAAGAAAUCAGUUGACAGCACCAAAACCAUAUACUAUUGCCGAAGAUCAGGUGUGCAGAAAUCAUCAAAGAGUACCCACAAGCGUGCUGAAAAAAGCCAAGGUACCAGUAAAAUGGGAUACUACUGCACAUCAUCUAUUGAGGCAGUGAGGCAGAAUGGAUGUGUCCAGGUCACCUACUACGUGGAGCAUCAUGAGCAUGAUAUAAACUUCCACAGCCUUGUCCACAUGACUCUUCCUGCCAGCGUGAAGGAUAAAAUUGCAGCUGCAUCUAUGUUUGGUGCAUCUUCACUGCGCAUGAUUCUUCGUGGUGUCUCACAUGAACACAUUCUGGAACAAGUGCGAAAAUCUGCUGGAGAGAGUAGAGCUGCAAUAUUGGAGAGCCAGGAUAUAAAGAACAUUGUUACACAAUUUGGUCUGAAACAAGAACAUAAACGGCAUCCAGAUGACAGUACUAGUGUCCGUUUGAUUGUAACAGAAUAUAGGGAGGCAGGUGAUCUUUUGUAUUUCAAGGAUCAAAAUUCAAUAGACCCUGAGAAUCCUGAAAUAGGUAAAAAAGAAUUUGUACUGGGUUUCAUAAAAGAGGAACAAAGAAGGGUAUUCUCAAAACAACUUGAGAGUGGUCAAGAGCUUCAGAUUUGUAUGGACUCGACCCAUUGUAUUAGCCAGUAUGAAGGUUACCAAUUAACAACAUUGAUGACUGUCACAGAUCUAAACCAGGGUUUUCCUGUGGCCUUUCUUAUUAGCAGUACAGUAAAUGAAGCCAUACUUAAGGUUUUUCUUGGUGAAGUAAAAAAGCGUUUGGGUUCCCUCUGUGCAAAAAUCUUUAUGAGCGAUGAUGAUCCCAUGUUUAGGAAUGCUUGGAAUGCGAUCAUGCAUGGGGAUGUGCCUCAACAGGUUUUAUACCUGAACUGUAGUUGGCACACUGAUCGCACUUUCAGGAGAAAUAUUGGUUCUAAAAUCAAGGCACCUCUCCAUCAGAAGAAAGAGAUUUACCAAAUGGUUAGGGCACUCAUGGAUGAGCCAGAGGAGGAUGAAUUUAAUAAAAGUGCAAGGGAUUCCUGAUGCAUCUGAGUAAAGCUAAUUAUCAGCAGUUUCUCACUUACUUUAAUGAAAAUUACCUUGAUGAAAACAGGAUAAAACUGUGGCCCAAAUGUUUUAGAAAAGAUGUUACCCUCCAUACCAACAACUUUCUGGAAAGCAUGCACAGGCUACUGAAGUAUGUAUACAUGAAUGGUAAAAAGGUAAAGAGGUUAGACUAUACUCUCUGUUUUGGGUAAACUAGUGAAUGAUGUGACUUAUAAAAGAAUGAUAGAUUUAAUGAAAAACAGAACCAGAAGGCAUGAACUAAAUGAAAGACACCGUGACAGCAAGAAUCUUGACGUUGUGGAAGAUGAUGGACAUUUUCUUGUAAGUUCUGCCUCAAUUAAACAGAAGAAAUACACAGUAAUAACACGUGAUCUCUCCUGUAACAUAUGUAGAGAACGCUGUACAUAUUGUAAUGUAUGUCAAUGUAUGUAUAUGUGCACCUGUGAAGACAAUGAUAAAGGUACAAGAAAUAUAUGUAAGCACAUACAUGCUGUUGUUCAACAUAUGGAGGGUAAAACACAAGUAGCAAUGCCUAACUCCCCCUCUGAAGAAAUAGAAUAUAUCCAAGAUAUUGUAUGCAACAAAUUGUCCACGGAUUCACAGCCACAAAACUAUGGAGAACAAUUAAUUAAGUAUAUUCAUUCAAACCUGUUGCCUCAAUGUAAAGAAAUUUCUGACCAAGAAGCAUUUAAAGCUGCAGGUGAUCACAUUCGAAAGGCAGUUGCCAUUUUAAGUGCAGCAAAAAACUUAGCAAGCAGUAAUUGUAUGCUUCCUGUGGAUU